Molecule: messenger RNA, 8977 nt
Organism: Diachasma alloeum
Lineage: Eukaryota; Metazoa; Arthropoda; Insecta; Hymenoptera; Braconidae
Gene: Nf1
Product: neurofibromin
Exons: 11
Coding region: 23-8233 (2736 amino acids)
Biological process (GO): regulation of GTPase activity
Source: RefSeq, a predicted model, not a curated record
UUGGCUGUGGGGGGAGGAGGCCAUGGGCACCCAGAAACCAGAGGAAUGGGCCAACUUGCUGAUUACGAGGUUCGAGGAUCAGCUGCCAUGUCGUGCUGGGCCACAAACAACGAAUUCCCGAGUGAACGAGGAGAAGAAUCGAAAGUAUUUGAUCCAAAUAUCUAGGCACAGGUUCUCGCUGGUCAUCGGAGGCUUGACGAAGAUAUUGCAGAGGGUCAAUGAGAUGCUCCCUGGUAACAGUGGGCAGAGGCUCUUUCAUUACACUGAGCAGGAGAGGAAUUGUUAUGAGUCGAUUAUCAUCGUUUUGGACACGCUGGAGCAGUGUCUCGCUAAUCAGCCGAAGGAUACUGCUAAUAAGGACGAGACGAUGAAUGUAAAAUUAUUGCUGAGGCAGAUCUGUCAGUUCAUCAACAUAACAAACGACAGUCACCUGCACUCGCACAUAAAGAAUCUAGCGAGCAAAGUGCUGUUCGCCCUCAGCCUGAACUUCUUCUCCGCAGUAUUCAACCGCAUCUCUGACCACCUGCAAGAGCUCUCAGUGUGCAGCGAAGAGAACCCAGACUGCAGUGAUAUAGAACUAAUUCAACAUAUCAACAUCGACAUAGACCGAUUAAUGCAACUGCUAACUGAAACAAUCCAAAAAUUUCGUCUGCUCAAGAAAUCAGCCCAUAUCAUCCUGAUGAACUCCCUGGAGCGUGCCAUCUGGAACUGGAUGGACACGUAUCCCCACGAGUUCUCUGACGUCCAGAAGAGGCCAAACGACAACCUAGCCAAAAUCUGUGGUGAGCUCUUCGAUGUUCUCGACUGUUUUGCGGAGAAUAAGAAGGGUCGAGCAGCAGCUGUGUGGCCCCUCCAAAUAAUGCUACUGAUUCUCUCCCCGAAGGUCCUAGAGGAGAUUGUCAAUGCAGAUACAGGUGCCCCGUGCUCGCCAAAGCACUCAAAAAAGAAGCAGUUCAUCGAUGGUGUGAAACGAGGCCUAGUGAUGCACGGCUCCAGUCGCCAAUUAACCGAAGCAGCAGCUGUCACCUGCGUCAAACUCUGCAAGGCCUCCACCUACAUCAGCAACCUAGACUCCAGCAACGUCAUCUUCACCCUCGUCCAGCACGUGAUGAGUGACCUGACAGGUCUCCUCUUCAACCCCAAUAAACCAUUCUCUAAAGGGGGCAGCUCUCUCUCUCAGGACAUCGACCUGAUGAUCGACUGUUUCGUCAGUUGCUUCAGGAUAAAACCCCACAACGACGAGAUUCUCAAGAUCUGCCUGAACCUCAAUUCCCCGUCGAUCUAUCAGUUCAUCCUCGUGAGCUCGUUGUACAGGAUUGUCACACAGCCUAGGUUACCCUGGUGGCCUCAGAUCGAUCUCAUUUACUCUAGAAGUCCAGAGCUGAGGAAUAUGUUCACUGAUACGCUGAACAAAGUCACCCAGAGCUACAUAUCUCACACCCCUUUGAAGAUGAUUCAGAGCUUUACGAUGAAGGGGAAGGAGCAGGGGAAGUACAAGGACAGGGGGGAGGAGAUCACUAGUCACAAGAAUCUACUGCUCUGGAUGGUAAGGCUCAUUCAUACCGACCCCAUGCUGAUGCUGUACAAUCACGGAAAGGCUGGGCAUGAAAUCCAGAGUUCAACUCUCGAGUUGAUCAACGGACUCGUGUCUCUGGUGCAUCAGCCAACGAUGCUCGAUAUUGCUAAUGAAGCUAUGGAGGCACUUCUGGUUCUCCAUCAUCCUGAUAAGAUCAAGGCGUGGAACCCGGAGGCACCCAUCAAGACCUUCUGGGACGUAAGCUCGCAGGUCCUUUUCUCGAUAUCUCAGAAGCUCAUUCAGCAUCAGAUCGUCAAUUACACGGAUAUCCUCAAGUGGCUGAGGGAAAUCUUGGUCCGGCGGAAUGCUUUUCUCUCUGAGAAUAAGGAUUAUGCGAAUGUGGGGAGUCAGAUCGCCAUCUGCAAGCAGGCGCAUAUCAAGUUGGAGGUGGUUUUUUUCAUGUAUCUCUGGAGUAUCGAUAUGGAGGCUGUGUUGGUCGCUCUUUCGUGUUUUUCGUUGAUCUGUGAGGAGGCCGAGAUACGGUGUGGAAGUGAUGAGGUCGCUGUCACUUGUCUUCUGCCUAAUUAUCAUUUGUAUAUUGAACUCGCGCAGACGUCGUCGACGCUUACCACUGCUAGUGGAGAAAGUAGGAUAUGUUAUCAUGAACAUAAUCAAGGUCGCGCAGCCCUCCAGAAGCGGAUAAUGGCGCUCCUCCGAAAGAUCGAGCACUGCGUGAACGGUGUCCAGCCGGCCUGGGAGGAGACCUUCCGCAACUGGGAGUUCACGUGUCGCCAGUUGACCAACUACCCCAAGAACAAAACCGAAGACGGCCAAGUGGAGUCCUUCCACCGCAGCACAAGCAAACGCCGGGCGUCCCACCAGAACUCGGAGCACGAGCUGGAGGAGCAGAUCAACGAAUGGGCGAACAUGACAGGCUUCCUCUGCGCCCUGGGUGGCGUCUGCCUGCAGCGAAAGUCCCCGAACCGUCCCAUGUCCUCGGGCAUCCUGCCGACCCCUGAACCCAAGAAGCCCCUGACAAAGUCCCAAGAGGUCUGCCUGGCCAACCCCAGCCAAGAAGUCCAAUACUGUCCAGUGACGCAGUUUGUCUUCAACCUCCUGCGCCUCCUGAUCUGCAACAACGAGAAAUUCGGCGCCCAAAUCCAGAAGCACGUGAAGGAGCUGGUGGGCCAGGAGAUGAGCCCAGCGCUGUACCCCAUCCUCUUCGACCAGAUAAAAAGCAUAGUCGAGAAGUUCUUCGACCAGCAGGGCCAGGUGAUCGUGAACGACCUGAACACCCAAUUCAUCGAGCACACGAUUUUCAUAAUGCGAAACGUCCUGGAGUCGAAGUCCGACCAGCCCUCGGAGUACCUGGGGAUGACGAGCAUCGAGGGAAUGACCUUAGCAAUAGUGAGAUACGUUCGUCACCUGGACACGACAGUCUACGCAAUCCACAUAAAGACGAAGCUCUGUCAGCUUGUGGAGGCCAUGAUGAAGCGAAGGGACGACUUGGCCUUCAGACAGGAGAUGAAAUUCCGAAACAAACUGGUGGAGUACCUGACCGACUGGAUAAUGGACACAACCCACCAUAUAGGGUCUCCCCCAAACUCAGCAGACAUGACAACGAUCACUCGAGACCUCGAGCAGGCCUGCAUGGAGGCAGUGGGUUCCCUCCUUCGAGGGCUGCCGCUGCAGCCGGAGGAGUCAGACAGGGGUGACCUCAUGGAGGCCAAAUCCCAGCUGUUCCUCAAGUACUUCAGCCUGUUCAUGAACUCGUUGAACGACUGCAACGACGCUGCCAACGAGGAGAAGGAAGUCGUCUCGAGGCAGAGGCUGACCAGCGAUAAGCUCUCGAGCCUUCGAAACGCGACCAUUCAAGCCAUGUCCAAUCUCCUGAGUGCCAACAUAGACAGUGGACUGAUGCACUCCAUCGACCUGGGGUACAACAGGGACCUUCAGACGAGGGCGGCCUUCAUGGAGGUGCUGACAAAGAUCCUGCAGCAGGGGACUGAGUUCGAUACUCUAGCUGAGACAGUCCUGGCGGACAGGUUCGAGCAGCUGGUGCAGCUGGUAACAAUGAUCAGUGACAAGGGUGAGCUGCCCAUAGCAAUGGCCCUUGCCAACGUGAUAACUUCGAACCAGAUGGACGAGCUGGCGAGGGUAUUCGUCACCCUCUUCGACGCCAAACACCUCCUCUCCCCUCUGCUAUGGAACAUGUUCUAUCGCGAGGUCGAAGUCUCCGACUGCAUGCAGACCCUCUUCAGGGGGAACAGUUUGGGCUCCAAGAUAAUGGCAUUCUGCUUCAAAAUCUACGGCGCCAGCUACCUCCAGAGCCUCCUGGAGCCCCUGAUAACACCGUUAAUAGAGGACUCGUCGACGAAUUUUGAGGUGGAUAGUGCGAGGAUCGAUGUGAACGAGAAUAUCGAGCAGAAUGGACGAAACCUGAUAGCACUCACCCAAAAAGUCUUCGACGCCAUUGUCUCCUCGGCCGACAGAUUCCCCCCACAGCUGCGCUCCAUGUGCCACUGUCUCUACCAAGUGCUGUCCAAGAGGUUCCCCCAGUGUCCCCAGAACAACAUAGGAGCAGUGGGAACAGUGAUUUUUCUCAGAUUCAUCAAUCCAGCUAUAGUCUCCCCCCAGGAGAUGGGGAUUGUCAACAAACCAGUGCCUGUCCAGGUGAAACGAGGGCUCAUGCUCAUGUCCAAGAUCCUCCAGAACAUCGCCAAUCAUGUGGAGUUCAGCAAGGAACAGCACAUGCUGCCAUUCAACGAUUUUCUUCGUCUCCACUUCGAGAUCGGUCGACGAUUCUUCAUUCAGAUAGCCUCAGACUGCGAAACUGUGGACCAAACCAAUCACCCAAUGUCCUUUGUGUCCGAUGCAAAUGUCCUGGCACUUCACAGAUUACUCUGGAAUCAUCAGGAGAGGAUUGGAGACUACCUCAGCAGCUCACGAGAUCACAAAGCUGUUGGACGAAGACCUUUCGACAAAAUGGCAACACUACUGGCUUACCUCGGACCCCCUGAGCACAAACCCGUUGACUCUCACCUCCUCUUCUCCUACGCAAGAUGGUCCAGCAUCGACAUGUCCUCCACAAACUUCGAGGAGAUCAUGGUCAAGCACAACAUGCACGAGAAGGAGGAGUUCAAGAGCAUCAAGAGUCUCAAUCUCUUCUACCAAGCUGGCACCUCUCGCCAGGGGAAUCCGGUCUUCUACUACAUCGCCCGCAGGUACAAGAUCGGUGAGACCAACGGUGAUCUGUUGAUCUACCACGUAAUGCUGACGCUGAAACCCUUCUGUCACGCCCCCUUCGAGCUCGUCGUCGACUUCACCCACACGUGCUCGGACAAUCGCUUCAGAACGGAGUUCCUGCAGAAGUGGUUUUACGUUCUCCCCGAGGUGGCCUACGCCAACAUCCACGCAGCCUACAUCUACAAUUGCAACAACUGGGUGAGGGAGUACACGAAGUACCACGACAGGAUCCUGGCCCCCCUGAAGGGCAAUCGAAAGGUCGUCUUCAUAGACUCACCAGCGAGGCUCAACGAGGUGAUCGAGCCAGAGCAGCAGAAGCUCCCAGGGGCCACCCUCACCCUCGACGAAGAUCUCAAGGUCUUCACCAGUGCUCUGAAGCUGUCCCACAAGGACACCAAAGUCUCCGUCAAGGUCGGCCCCUCAGCGAUCCAGAUAACAGCCUCAGAGAGGACCAAAGUCCUGUCUCACCAGGUACUCCUCAACGACGUUUACUACGCCUCUGAGAUCGAGGAAGUCUGCCUCGUCGACGACAAUCAGUUCACGCUGACCAUCUCCAACGAGGCAGGGCCGCUCUCGUUCAUUCACAACGAGUGCGAAAACAUUGUCCAGGCUGUUAUCCACAUCAGAAACCGGUGGGAGCUGUCCCAGCCGGACUCCAUGUCAGUGCACACCAAGAUCCGGCCUAAAGACGUGCCUGGCACCCUCCUCAACAUGGCACUACUGAACCUGGGGAGCUCAGACCCCAAUCUCAGGACAGCUGCGUACAACCAGCUGUGCGCACUGACAGCCACCUUCGACCUCAAGAUCGAGGGACAACUCCUGGAGACCUCUGGCCUAUGCAUUCCAUCCAACAACACUAUUUUCAUUAAACACUUGAGUGAGACUCUGGCUGCCAACGAUCCACACCUCACCCUGGAGUUCCUCGAGGAGUGCAUGCGGGGCUUCAAGGUCUCCACGAUCGAGCUCAAACACCUCUGCUUGGAGUACAUGACCCCGUGGCUGAAGAAUCUCGUGAGAUUCCACAAGCCCAACGACGAGGGGGGUAAGAGGCAGCGACAGGUCACGCAGAUCCUCGAGAAGCUCAUCAUCCUGACCAUUGAGGAGGUGGAGAUGUAUCCCAGCAUUCAAGCCAAGAUCUGGAGCACCAUCGGUCGUCUUCCAGAGCUCAUCGACACUGUUCUCGAUAAUUUCAUUCAGAAGAGUGUGGGGUAUGGCCUGGGCUCGCCAAUGGUGGAGAUAAUGGCGGACACAGCAGUGGCUCUGGCCUCUGGAAAUGUCCAGCUCGUCGCCAAGAAGAUCAUUGGGAGGCUCUGCAGGGUUGUCGAUGCAACCUGCACCUCACCGACUCCUCUGCUCGAGCAGCACAUGAAGUGGGAUGACAUCGCGAUACUAGCGCGGUAUCUCUUGAUGCUGUCCUUCAACAAUUGUCUGGAUGUUGGGAAGCACCUGCCUUAUCUCUUUCACACUGUCACCUUCCUCGUUUGCUCUGGGAGCUUGUCCAUGAGGGCGUCCACUCAUGGGCUUGUGAUUAAUAUCAUUCACUCGUUGUGCACCUGCAAUUCUCCCUCGUUCUCGGAGGACACCUACAGGGUCUUGAGGAUGAGCCUCGAUGAGUUCUCGUUACCAAAAUUUUAUCUCUUGUUUGGCAUCAGCAAGGUCAAGUCUGCUGCUGUGACUGCGUUCAGGUCCAGCUGCAGGCACUCCAGUGAUAAGUGGUUCGCCAAUGAAAGAACCACGUGUGGGGGACUGGAUCGGGAGAGGCUGGCGCUGACAAGCCUGGAGGUCAUCACUGAUGCUCUGCUGGAGAUCAUGGAGGCGUGCAUGAGGGACAUCCCCAGGUGCGACUGGCUCAGGACUUGGACGUCUCUAGCCAAGAGCUUUGCGUUUUGCUUUAAUCCGGCCCUUCAGCCUCGAGCGCUUAUCGUGUUUGGGUGCAUAUCCAAGAGCAUUACUGAUCAGGAGAUCAAGCAGCUGCUGAGGAUUCUAGUCAAGGCUCUCGAGAGCUUCAACGAUAUUACUUUGCUGGAGGCCAUCAUCAUGUGUCUGACGAGGCUGCAGCCCUUGCUGAGGCCGGAGUCUCCUAUUCACAGGUACCUCUUCUGGGUGGCUAAUUCAAUUCUGCAGCUGGAUGAGGCGCCUCUUUAUGCCUCUGGCCUGGCCCUCCUCGAACAGAAUCUCCACACCUUGGACUCACAGGGAAUUUUCGAUGAUAAGAGUCUGGAGAAGGUGAUGAUGUCCACUAGGGAGCCUCUGGAGUGGCAUUUCAAGCAGCUGGAUCACGCUGUGGGGCUGUCUUUCAAAUCCAAUUUUCAUUUUGCACUUGUGGGACACUUGCUCAAGGGCUACAGACAUCCCACACCCACCACUGUCACCAGGACUGCAAGGGUGCUGACGAUGCUCCUUGCUAUCGUGGCGAAGCCCUUCAUGAGGGAUAAAUUCGAGGUCACGCCGGAGAGUGUGGCUUAUCUCGCUGCUCUGGUGCAUGUGAGUGAGGAAGUCAGGAGCAGGUGUCAUGUGAGGCACUCGUUGGGGAGAAAUGUCACAGAGUCCAACUCGAGUGAUUUUCUGGAUGUGCUGGUGGCGAAUGGACCUGAUGUCAAUCCUAUGAACAAUCUCACGAGUAGAAAGCAGAAGUCUUGGGAUCUGCUGGAUCAGAAUGCCAUCAGUCAGGCCAGACUGCAGAAGCCGCAAACUUCUCAUCAGAGUGGGAGGACUUUGUUCAAGACGCAGAGGUCGUUCUCGGUGCCCACUACCAAGGAGGCGAAGGCUAUCGAUGAGGGCGAGGCGAAGAAUCGAAGCAUGAGAGUCAGUGUCAGCAACGAGAAUAAUGUCCUUUUGGAUCCAGAGGUGCUCACUGAUUUUUCAACGCAAACGCUUGUUCUCACGAUCCUAGCGACUUUGGUGAAGUACUCCACUGAUGAGAAUGAGACGAGAAUACUUUACGAAUACCUUGCAGAGGCCUCUGUCGUGUUUUCGAAAGUCUUCCCAGUCAUCAAUAAUUUGCUAGAUGCAAAAAUCACCAGUGUUCUGUCAUCCUGCCACGAUCAAGUGAUCGUAAGUGCAGUUCAGGCCAUAAUCCAGAACAUGAUAGCUUGUGAUGAUACGGGUCAACAGCUCCACUACCUCCAGAGUUGUGGAUUUGGAGGUCUCUGGAGGUUUGCAGGGCCCUUCGCCAAGUGCAAUCGCACAGCUGAGAGCGCUGAGUUAUUCGUUAAUUGUCUCGAGGCCAUGGUGGAGACGUGUCUGCCCACUGAGGAGAAUGAAAUUCUCAACAGUGAGUCGUCGAUUGAGAGUGAGAGGAAGAAUGAUAAUGUACAAAUGCAGGGGAAGAAUGCUCCAUUGAGAGGACGAAAUCAUUCUCAGGAAAUUAGUUCAAAAGAAGCUUCGUCUUCUGGACCAAGAGAAUUUCAUGUCGAUAAUAAAAGGGAAUCAACGGUUUCUACCCACGUGAACAACAUCUCUAAUUCAUAGCGUUUAUUGCAAAACUCUCGACACUUUGAGGCUGGCUACAGCCGGGUGAACAGACUCCAUGACACCAAGGAACCCCGGUCAUUCAGGUGAUGAUGGACAAACCAAUGACAGCAUUUAUGUAUCGUUUAUAGGAAGGGUGUGAAGCUUUAAAUUGAAUUGUUUUUAAUUUUAGGGGAAUUAUUAGUUAUUUUAGGAGGGAAGUGGUAGAUCGAGAUGAGCCAAUUUCAAUUAUUUCAAUUAUUCAAUUAUUUGCGUAAAAAAAGGCGUGAAGAAAAUUUGGAUAUUUUCUUUGCAUUCAGAGAUAUUUAUGGUAAUGAAAAAUCUCGAAUUUAUUGAGUUAUAGACUUAUAAUUGAAUUUAUAGACUCUCUUUUUUGUUAAAGAUUUGGAUCUGAAGGGAAAUAGGGAUUUUUUGUGUAUAUUAUUCCUCUUAUGGAGCUUUCAUUUCACUCCAGGAAAAUUGAAUUAUUUCUCCUAUAUUCGUAAACACUCAUGAGAGAAUCUGAAUAAUUGAAUCUUUAUUCAAUGACUCCAGAAGUGAACUGAAAAAAUUCUUAAAGGGAGAUCGCACUGAAAUUUCACAAUCGAAGAGACCUUUCACAUAUGGAAAAAUUCAAUAGAAACCUCAGUGAAUUCGCUAGAAAAUUCUAUCGGAAUUCUCUCAACAUUCGAUUGGGAGACAAUUUUUUCAACUUUUUACGAAAAACUAUUUUGUUGAAUAUCUCCCAAAUUGCUGGUUCAAUUA